UACUGAAUUGGGUAUGUUUGAUUUGUUUUAAGGAAGGCAAAGCAUGAAAAGCAGAGAGGACAGGAGACAGUAGAGUUGUAUAACAACCUUAAUAUAAAAGUAGAGUUUGUCGCUAUCUCUUAUUUUCAUAUGGCAAAUCCGCAGCAGCAACGCCGCCUACUCCGCUCUUAUGGUCUAUAAAUAUGUACCAUUCUACACAAUCAGUGCAAGUCUCUUCUUUUUCUCUCCCUCCCACCAACAAUGGCUAAUAAUAAUAACAGGAGCAGUUUUGGCGGAGGGGCAGCUGGAUCUCGCUCGCGCAGGGGCUUGACCGACUCCACUUUAAUUAGAGUGCGCAAUCUCUCCAUGCAGCUACGACAGCGAGAUCAAUAUCUCUUCCAUAUCGCAGAUAAUCAGACGGUCUCCGCCGGUCAACUCCCCGCUGCUAACAAGUCAGGGCCGUCGCCUGCAUCCAAGGAAUCCGUAGAUGCUAUGCCUAGGAUAAUAGUGACGGAAGAUUGUCGUGUUAAAGAGUGCGCUAUUUGUUUAGAUGACGUUGGAAUUGGCAGCGAGGUCCGAGAGAUGCCCUGUAAUCAUAGGUUUCAUUCGGCUUGUAUUGAGAACUGGCUUGCUGUUCAUGGGUCUUGCCCUGUUUGUCGCUAUGUUAUGCCUGUACAAGAAGAUGAUAAUCCUGCCGGUAAUGCUGAAGAUGGUGGUGAAUACGGGCUGCGGCAGAGGAGGAGAUAGCUUUCUCUUACUUUAAUUAGAGUUGUCGAUCAUGGUUACUCUGUUGCCAAAUCCAAUUCAUCGUCGGCUUUGGGGGUGAGUUCGGCUGAUGGGUCCGGGUUGGAGGAUUCCGAUUCCAGAGAAAGAUAGGAACUUUUUGUCUUUUUUUCUUUUUUUCAUAUACAGUCUAUAGGAAUUUGACUUGAAUUCUUUUUCUUAGGGUUUUUUUUUUUUUUCUUUUUUGAAGAAGGUGACUAUAUUGUUUAUUCGUUUAAAAUAGAAUGUUGGUUAAAUUUUUCUAA
Ricinus communis (castor bean) is the source of this 1007-nucleotide messenger RNA. RefSeq names its product E3 ubiquitin-protein ligase MPSR1. The record is from RefSeq and is a predicted model, not a curated record. Lineage: Eukaryota; Viridiplantae; Streptophyta; Magnoliopsida; Malpighiales; Euphorbiaceae. Gene Ontology annotation, molecular function: ubiquitin protein ligase activity. Gene Ontology annotation, biological process: protein ubiquitination. The coding region runs from base 241 to 726 and encodes 161 amino acids. The transcript has a single exon. Gene Ontology annotation, cellular component: cytoplasm.